Molecule: messenger RNA, 2446 nt
Organism: Populus nigra (black poplar)
Lineage: Eukaryota; Viridiplantae; Streptophyta; Magnoliopsida; Malpighiales; Salicaceae
Exons: 6
Coding region: 669-2201 (510 amino acids)
Biological process (GO): regulation of asymmetric cell division
Source: RefSeq, a predicted model, not a curated record
AGUGAGCCGCUGAACAUACCCGCAAAAUCACAUAUGGGAAGGGAAGGGAGGCAGGCAUGGCCAGAGAGACAGGCUAGCUAAAGAAGCCACUCCUCACUCUGAUCACAUCAUCUGCUUCUUUCACAGUCACAGCCUAACAAAACAAAUCCCCUUCUUUCUUUGCCGCCACUUUUACCGGCCAAAACAAACAACCAAAGCAACAGAAAAACUCUGUAUCUCCGGCGAAACGACAACAGCAUCAGCACAAAAAACAAAAAACCGUUUUAACACCCCCCCCCCCCCCCCCCCCGACAUCGUUGUCAGCUUUAAAAUCAAGAAGAAGAAGAGUCAAACGUAGGAAACGAGAAAGAAAGUCUUGUUCGGGAUUGAUGCUACAACAAUAAAAACCAUUUCUUUAUUUUUCUCGGGAAAAAGAAAACUUUGCUGUUUGGCUACUCGGAAAAUCAAAUCAGAGUUCAAAAUAAAUUAAUAAUAAUAACCAGUGAUGGGCCUUGAAGUGAGUGACUGUUGAUUCUAAAUCAGAAAAGAAAAAAAAGGUGUUCACUUUUUUUAUUUGAAGCUGAUAAAAAAAGGUUAGAUUGCAGUAUCCAAGUAGUAUAUGCUUGAAAAAACCAUCCACGGAGCUUGAAGUUCUCUACACCUUCCAUCUCAUAUAAUCUAAGUGAAACAUGAGACUUGAUAGUGAACAUGUGUUUUGCAAUGGAACUAUGGGCCAUGAGCAUGAUUGUAGACCUGUCGAAUAUAAUGAUAAUGUUCUGGACUCCAUUGGACUCAAGUCUGGAAAUGUGACUGUGAAGGAGAAUGAGAAUGGGGAGUUGUAUGAUUUGAAGGGCAUGGAAGGUGAUGCAGAUCGAUUACCAAAUGUAGCACCAGUACUCUCUCCUCAUUCUUCAUUGAAAAUGGAGCCAUUCGAGGAUUCGGUUUUCUAUAUGGACAAAAGUGUUUUGGAACGUGAGGUGCCAGAGUUAAGAGUCUGUUACAAAGAGAAUACAUGCCAUGUCAAGGACAUCUGCAUUGAUGAGGGAGUACCUUUGCUGGACAAGUUCUUGUUUGACACAGAUGCACAUGAGAAGAAUGUGUGUGAAUUCUUACCUUCUGCAAGGGAUAUGAACAAUGAGAUGGUUAAAGAAAAGUCUGACCUUGAUAUGUUGAUUCCAGAUGUGCUGAAAUCUUCACCAGAAAAGCAAAAUGCGAAUAUUCAUUUGCCUGUUCCGGAUAUGCUGAAAUCUACCGAAGAACAGGAUUUGAAAUGUGAAUUAUCCCUUGAUUAUAAUCCCAAGCAUUUAGUACCAACAGAGGAAGUUAUGGACUAUAAAACGGAGAAGGUUGCAAAUGAUGCACCCAAAGAGAUUUUAUCACUUAGAGAUCUGCUUUCAAUGCCAGAAUUUGGUGCAAAUUUUACUUCUACCAAGUCCAAUCACAGCAUGGAUAAAGUUGAACAACAUUCUCUUCAGUGCCCGCGGGAAAAUGCAAUAUUGGAGUCAGAUUCUACAAGUGAAGAAUCUGAAAAUCGCAGUGAGGAAACAGUCUCAGUGACAUCUACUUUGGUUUUUGCUGCUGAAGAACUUGACAGUGGCCUUGAGGCACCAACCUUGGCAAUCCCUGCCAAGGAUCCUGCAUAUCAAGAAGCAGAGCAUAUCCACAAGGAAGUGGUCUUGGUGAGUCCCACUCUGAAUUCUGCAGCAGGAGAAUCAGACAGCAGCAUCGUGGAAUCAAAACUGGCAAGCCAUGCUUUGGAUUCUAUUAAUGAAGAAUUGACCAGUAGGAUCAUGGAUCAGUCACCUUACGAUAGUAAGGCGGAGACUGGAAGCAUCACUUUUGACAAUGACUCUUCUGCUCCCGCUGCGUGUGGUGGAGAGUCUCCUCGGAAUGGCGACUCUCAGUGUCUCGAGCCUCAAAUUUCAUCCAGGCUUGAAGAUCCUAAUACCGUUCCAUUUUCAGGUCAGCUUUGUACUGAUGGAGAGUCAAGUUUCUCCGCAACAGGCUCUUUACCAGGUCUGGUAAGUUACUCGGGGCCUAUUCCGUAUUCUGGGAGUGUCUCUCUUCGAUCAGACAGCAGCACAACCAGCACCCGCUCCUUUGCCUUCCCCGUAUUACAGUCAGAAUGGAACAGCAGUCCUGUAAGGAUGGCGAAAGCUGACCGAAGACAUUUCCAGAAAGCUAGGAGUUGGAGGCAGGGCCUUCUUUGCUGUAGAUUCUGAAUUCUCCUGUUCUGUCCAUAAGUUGAAGUGAAAAUAUAUACACACAUUGAAAUAAUUUUAUUUAUGGUUUAGAUAGUAGUGUAUAGAUCCAUCUCUCGUUUUCUCUGGCUUGGGGUGAGUACUUGCAGCAGCUCUAUAUUAUCGAAAGUUCUCCCGAGUUUGGGACGCUCGUACAUGUCAGUUGAGAUGUAAGCAAUAUCUUAUAAUUUUGCUGUCAUAAUUUCAUCUGCCUUCAUUAAAUUUCA